Molecule: messenger RNA, 3889 nt
Organism: Manacus vitellinus (golden-collared manakin)
Lineage: Eukaryota; Metazoa; Chordata; Aves; Passeriformes; Pipridae
Gene: ARAP1
Product: ArfGAP with RhoGAP domain, ankyrin repeat and PH domain 1
Exons: 29
Coding region: 63-3233 (1056 amino acids)
Biological process (GO): signal transduction; positive regulation of GTPase activity
Cellular component (GO): cytoplasmic vesicle; trans-Golgi network; plasma membrane
Molecular function (GO): phosphatidylinositol-3,4,5-trisphosphate binding; GTPase activator activity
Source: RefSeq, a predicted model, not a curated record
AGCCUUGCCAGGCACAAGAGAUGCACUGAGUGGCACGGGGUCUCUGUGGCCAGUGCCCUGCCAUGGAGGAGGAGGGAUCUCUGCCAGUGGCUGCCUGGCUGGCCGCCCUUCACCUUGACCAGUACGUGGAGAGCUUCCAGCAGAGCAACCUGUGGUCGGUGUGGGACUGCCGGGCGCUGACGGACGAGGGGAAGUGCCGGGGUGACAAACUCCGCUUCCCACCGGCCUCCCCGAGCCCUGCCCAUGCUGCCGACCGGCCCUGCGGGGUCCCUGCCGCCUGCCCAGUCCUGCUGCCCCCGGAGCUGCCCUGCAAGGCCAGCGUCCCCUUCGUGCCCGAGUUCGAUGACUCGGACUACGAGGACUCAGCCUGGGAGGAGGAAUUAGCCAGACCCGUGGGGGAGAUGGCCAAGCCCGACGCCUUCCCCGGCGGCAGCCCCGGCACGCUCGGUGACAGCAUGGAGGGCACCGGUGCCACCGCCCCGCUGUCACCCACCAUCAGAGCGGGGUGGCUGGACAAGAACCCACCACAGGGGUCCUACAUCUACCAGAAGCGCUGGGUGAAGCUCGACGCUGACUACCUCCGCUAUUUUGACAGUGAAAAGGACGCCUACUCCAAGCGGCUCAUUCCCGUCUCCUCCAUCUCCCGCGUCACCAGCGUCGGGGACCAGAAGUUCGAGGUCAUCACCAACAACCGCAACUUCGUGUUCCGGGCCGAGAGUGAUGCGGAGCGUAACGAGUGGAUCCGGACCCUGCAGCAGAUUGCAGAGGAGCGGAAGAGCAAAGCUCCGGAGAGGACACUGAUGUCCUUGGCCACCGACGGUGCCCCUGAGCCAGCCGAUAAGAGCGGCUUCCUGGAGCUGCGGGGCUUUAAGCACAAGCUCUUCGUGGUGGUGGCUGGGGACAAAGUGUUCCUCUACAAGAAUGCAGAGGACUAUCGGCUGGGGAUUGGCAUCACCUACAUUGAGAUGAACGUGGGGAACGUUAAGGAGGUGGAUCACCGGGGCUUCGACCUCACCACACCAUACAGACUCUUCAGCUUCUCUGCUGACUCGGAGCAGGAGAAGGAGGAAUGGGUGGAGGCCAUGCAGCAGUCCAUCGCCGAGGCACUCUCCAACUCCGAGGUGGCUGAGAGGAUCUGGGCGGUGGAGUCCAACCGCUGCUGUGCUGACUGUGGCUCCCCCAAGCCUGAAUGGGCCUCCAUCAACCUCUGUGUUGUCAUCUGCAAGAGAUGUGCAGGGGAGCACCGGGGAUUGGGCCCUGGCAUUACUAAAGUUCGGAGUCUGAAGAUGGACAGGAAGGUGUGGACUGAGGAGCUGAUCAAGCUCUUCCAGCAGUUUGGCAAUGCGAUGGCUAACGAGUUUUGGGCUGCAAAUGUGCCCCCGAGCGAAGCCAUCGGCCCCACCAGCGGCAGCCAGGAGAGGAGGCGCUUCCUAAUCGCCAAGUACCGGGAGGGCAAGUACCGCCACUACCACCCGCUCUUCGGCAACCAGGAGGAGCUCGACAGGGUGAUGGGCUCCUUCCCUUCCCUUCCAGCCAUCCAGGGGGAACACGAGGUGCUGGUGCUGGUGGAGAGGCGGAGGCCCCCAGGGCCAGCCUUCCUGGGGGUUGUGGACACACAGUGGGGUCUGGGGGGCGCCUGGCCCCCUGCUGAGGCCAGUCGUGCCGGCAGGACGUUGUACAUCCAAGGGGAGCGGAAGCUGGAUUUCCUGGGCUGGGUCCAUGCCAUCCAGAAGGCCGCGGGCAGCUCGGGAGACACCUUGUCAGAGCAGCAGCUGACGGAGUCGGACGUGCCGCUGCUGGUGGAUCGCUGCAUCGACUACAUCACACAGUGCGGGCUGACGUCUGAGGGCAUCUACCGCAAAAGCGGGCAGAACUCCAAGACCACCAGCCUGCUGGAGGUGCUGCAGCGGGACGCGCGCCGCGUUCGCCUGAAGGAGGGCGAGCACCACGUGGAUGACGUGGCCAACACCCUCAAACGCUUCUUCCGUGACCUCGGGGAUGGGCUCUUCACCCGGCAGUGGGCCCCGGACUGGCUGUGGGCCACGGCGCUGGAGGAUGAGGAGGCGAAGGUCAGCGAGUACCGGCAGCUCCUGGGUGCCCUCCCCCCGGUGAACCGGGCCACGCUCAAGGCUCUCAUCAACCACCUCUUCCGGGUCCAGUGCUUCUCUGGGGAGAACCAGAUGAACACGCACAACCUGGCCAUUGUCUUCGGGCCCACGCUCUUCCAGACGGAUGGGAAGGACUACAAGGCAGGGCGUGUGGUGGAGGACCUCAUCAACCACUAUGUGAAGAUCUUUAACGUGAAUGACCAAGAGAUGAAGAAGCAGCAGGAUGAAAUCAUGGCCAUCAUGAAGAUGCGAGAGGCGUCAUCCAGCGGAAUGCAGCAAGCUGGGGACUUCAUCUGCACCGUCUACCUGGAGGAGAAGAAGACAGAGACAGAGCAACAUGUCAAAAUCCCGGCCACGAUGACAGCUGAGGAGCUGACCUUUGAGAUCCUGGACCGGAGGAAAAUUGUCAUGAAGGAGAAGGACUACUGGAGCUGCUUCGAAGUGAAUGAGAGGGAGGAGGCAGAACGACCCUUGCAUUACUCUGAGAAAGUCCUGCCCAUCCUGCACUGCCUGGGGACAGAGAGUUACCUGGUGGUGAAGAAGCAGAUGUCCAUGGAGAACAUGCUCAUCUACCUCGCCAGCAGAGUGGGUGACUGCAAGCACGGCAUGAUGAAAUUCCGGGAGGAGAGGAACCUGCUGGGGCUUGGGCUGAGCACCGGCUUCCACGAUCGCUACUUCAUCCUCAACCACUCCUGCCUGCGCCUCUACAAGGAAGUGAGGAGCCUGAGGCAGCGGAGCCCCCCCUUGGAGAGCAGCCACAAGCCAGAGAAGGAGUGGCCUGUCCGAAACCUGAAGGUCUACCUGGGCGUUAAGAAGAAGCUUCGACCCCCGACAUGCUGGGGCUUUACAGUCUUCUAUGAAAAUGAGAAGCAUGAGAAGCAGCAAUGGUACCUGUGCUGUGACACCCAGGCCGAUCUGCGGGAGUGGUUUGCCACCUUUCUCCAGGUGCAGAAUGGGGGGGCCCUGUGGCCCUCGGAGCGCCCCAGGACGCGGGCGGCGCGGCCGCAGCAGGACACCAGGUUGGGUAACAUCUCCCUCAUCCCGCUGCGGGGCAAUGAGAGCGAGAUGAGGAACAGUGUGGCUGCUUUCGCUACUGACCCCCUAACCCUCCUGCGGAACGUCUGAGCUGGAGAACUGACAUGCCAGUUCAUGCCAGGUGGGGCAGCCCUCGAGGUCCUGUGCCAGCCCCAGCACCCCGGCCCCUGCCGGGGGCCCUGCUGCCUCUGGAGCCUCCCAUGGCCUCUCACCUUCCACCACGGUGACCCACGGGCAGCCAGGAGUGGAGAUGGCAGCAAGGCCACCCACCCCUGUGGAGCUGGGCUCAGGAGCCAUGGCCAGGCAGCCCACGGGAUGCCAGCCCCCUGACCCCGCUGCCUUUGGCCACCACUUCUUCUCCCAGCUCCGGGCAAAGAGGCAGAGCCCGGCUGGGGGCUGUGGUUGAGGGUUUUUACUUUUCCUCCUCCAUCCCCUAUUUUUAAUUCCUUCUCCUCUAAAACGACAAGGCAGGUGGGAGCUGCCCUUAGGGUGGGAUGUGGGACCAGCCCUUCCCAUGGGACGCAAACCUGGCCAUAGGCACCAGUGUCCUCAUGCUCCCGUCACUCCUGGGGAAGGGUCCCCUCCGUGCUGGACAGGGCAGGGUGACAAAAGCCUCAGCAUCCCCCCCAAACUGGGGAGGGGGUGCACCCGGCCUCUGUCUCCCAUCCACCAGGGUACAGGUGGCAGGAGCAGCCCCUGCUUCCUGCUGCUGCCUCUGGACAAUAUUAAAGGUCUUGAGAAACAGA